AUGGCGCCGUCCAAGAUUCCUGUGGCGAAAAAGUACAAAAAAUCAAAGCAAGAUAAAGGCAACAUGCUGCAGCAACAGCAUUUAUCCAGGCUGCCGCUUCACCAGCAAGAGGACAGCAGGCUCAUGCAGCUUGCUCAAGAACUUCGAAACGAGAUAUAUGAACACUUGUUCUGCGCUACUCGCUUCGCCUCCGGCAUGUUUGCUUUUACCCGGAACGGCAGCUAUCCGAUUGUCUCGGCUACUGAUCGUAACGGCUUGAGCAUCUUGCGCUGCUGUCGCCGUGUGCACAACGAGAUUGGCAGUACGUGGCUCGGCCACGUGCUCUUCCUUUUCACGGACCCAAGGGCAAUGCUCGACAAGCUUUGCAACAUCCCCAGUCCUGUCCUCGGCCAAAUUCGCAAUGUCCGUGUCACUGCCGACAAAUUGAUGCUCCCUGACCAGUUCGGCAAGUGCUAUGGCACUGCACGUAUAUUGAAGCUCCUUCCUGGUCUCAACCUCGAUGUCCUCACGGUAUUGGAUGAAGGAGGCAUGGCCACUAGCUACGAAACGCUCAACAUGCUGAUACGCCAUGGCAUUGGCUGGAAGGAGCUUCGCUUCAUCUCACGCGACUCCCGGUUUCUCGGCUACGGGCACGGUCUACGGCGCCGGUUUAUUGAUAAUCCACAGGACGACCUUUAUCUACAUCAGCCACAGCCCUCAGACUGGCAGCAAGCAUUAGAGCUGCGGGACGGAAUAGAUUCAUCUCCGUCGGUGAUCAUCUACCGCACCAACAACGCCAUCCUGAGCAUUCUGAUGGAAUGGCCGCCUCGGAUGCGUAGAGUCAAGCGCAAGAAGGAAGUCAUGGUCGUCGUCAAGCGCGGCGUAGGCGUCGAUUACGCUGAACUGCAAGCUUCGCCGUAUCUGCCGGGCGGCGACAUCCGCCAACACUUUCCAGGGAAGCCGUGGAAGGAGCUCCAGGCGUGGCAAGAGGAGUUUCACGAAUCCGACGAGGACGACGGCAAUGCCGAGGAGUGGUGGGGUCUGGAGUCUUACACUCACGUGGACGACUACAUCUGGCCUACCCUUCAUGAAUCAUGCGAAGAUCAGGAAAUGUCCGAGGAUGAGGAGGAGGAAGUCGGCAUUUGGAUGGAUACUUACACCGACGAGAGCGACGACGAUCGGUCAGAUUGGUCAGCUCUUCACUUCUGA
Molecule: messenger RNA, 1188 nt
Organism: Saxophila tyrrhenica
Lineage: Eukaryota; Fungi; Ascomycota; Dothideomycetes; Mycosphaerellales; Extremaceae
Exons: 2
Coding region: 1-1188 (395 amino acids)
Source: RefSeq, a predicted model, not a curated record